GCUAUAUAUUGAGUGAAUUAUGAACUAAAAACCGUGCGAAAAGAUGACCGCCGAUACGCAAAUUACGAAACUGAUCGAGGAAAUUCUGUGCGAGAACACAAACGACUAUGACUACGAAGGCCCGAUACUGGACGAUGCGGAAGUGCAGCGGCGUGCCGAGGAGGGAAUGAAGAAGUUUGCCACAGCAUUCGCUGCCAUGUCCCAGGAGGUGAAGGAGAAUGCCCUGCGGUCCUAUUUGAUUCAUGUGGCUGGAAUCAACCAUCGGAACAAGGUGCACAAGCACCUGCAGGUGCUGAAGGAUCUGGUCGGGAAGAACAUUAUUCCGGCGCGGUUGUUGUGCGAGCAGAUUAUGAGUUCGGAGAAGCUGGCCUACCAGAACCAGAGCUUCUGGAUCGAGUGCUUUCAGGUUGUCCGGCGGGUCAUCGGCGGCGUCGACUACAAGGGCGUCCGGGAGAUAAUGAAGUGCUGCAAGGAGAAGGCACUGUCGUUCCCGUCCGGAAUCGGUUCCAGCGUCCUGCCGCAGAUGCUGGAACUGACCGAGGUGAUUGAGCAUAUCUUCAACCGGAAUGCGUGUCUUCUUCCGGCGUACUUUAUCAUAAACGAGAUCCAGAAGGCGGACUACCAGGACACCCACUGGCGGAUAGCCAAUCUGAUUGCGAACUUCAUCGAGGAGUUUGUGAUCGUAGCGCAGAUGUUGUCGAUCAUUGGCCACUCGUCGAUGCUGCCGAUCGUGGAGCACUCGUCCUACGCGGACAAUCUGAUCAACCCGUGGAAGCUGGAUCCGAACACGUUGAAGCUUGCGCUGAGGGGAAACUUACCGUACGAACCGGAGUUGCUGCAGCCGCAGAUCAAACUGCUGCGGUUCGUGCUGGAGCAGCCGUAUUCCAGGGACAUGGUCUGCUCGAUGUUGAAUUUGCAGAAAACGCAGAAGCAAAAGUGUGUGGCUCUGGAGGAGCAGCUGGUUUGGUUGGUGAUCUGUGCGAUGGAAUGCUCGGAGAAGGAACCGGUCCAUUCGGUGGACGGGGAGAUUUCCAGCCACACCCAGUGGGUUUGGCUGCACUUGAGUUCGCAGUUGAUCUACUUUGUGCUGUUUCAGUUUGCAACAUUCCAAAACAUUGUCAAUACGCUGCACGAUAAGCUUGCGGUGAGGAAUUUACGGCGCGGACGGGAUCAUCUGAUGUGGGUGCUGCUGCAGUACAUAUCCGGAAGUAUUCAACGGAAUUCGAUAACUAAUUUCUUGCCGAUUUUGAAGCUGUAUGACAUUUUAUACCCGGAGAAGGAGCCUCUUCCGGUGCCGGAUUACAACAAUCCUCUGUGCACCCACCAGAUGGCACCGACUUGCAUUUGGAUUCAUCUGUUAAAACGAGCUCAAUCCGAGCACUACAACAUCAAUCGCCCAAUACCGACGGCCCUGAAGCUGCAUCACGAAUUCCUGCAGCAUUUGGUCAUGCCGAACAACAAUACCACUCUCUGCAUGGGCUCCGACUACCGUUUGGCCCUGCUCUGCAAUGCCUACUCAACCAAUCCGGACUACUUCUCACGUCCGAUGGCAGCGCUGAUCGAAACCAUACUGGGAAAUUCCAAAAACCAAUCCGGAGCCGGUGGCAGUCAAUCGCUCCCAACCGUUCCGCUCUCCAUGUGCGUCCUGGAUAGCCUAACCAUCCACAGCAAGAUGUCCCUGAUCCACAGCAUCGUAACGCACAUGAUCAAGCAAGCGCAGAACAAGAGCACCAUCCCGAAUGCUAACAACAUGGCACCGGCACUCGUCGAAACCUACUCCCGACUGUUGGUGUACACCGAAAUAGAAUCCCUCGGGAUCAAGGGAUUCCUCAGCCAGCUGCUGCCGCAGGUCUUCAAAUCGCACGCCUGGGGAAUUCUGUACACUCUGCUUGAGAUGUUCUCCUACCGGAUGCAUCACAUCCAACCGCACUACCGGGUGCAGCUGCUGUCCCAUCUGCACUCGCUCGCGUCCGUCCCGCACACCAAUCAGAUGCAGUUGCAUUCCUGCGUGGAAUCUACGGCCCUUCGACUGAUCACCGGUCUCGGUUCGGUCGAAGUGCAAGCCCAGCUGUCGCGGUACGUAAACGAGCCGAAAACCCCCGGCAAUAUCGUGUCGGCCGAGAGCGAAGAACUGAACCGGGCACUGAUUCUAACGCUGGCCCGGUCGAUGCAAAUCACCGGCACCGGAAACGAUCCCCAGUCCAGUACCUGGUGCAAAGACCUCCUGAACAGCAUCAUGCAAAACACGCCGCACACCUGGUCGCAGUAUACGCUGCAGUGCUUCCCGCCGGUGCUGAAUGACUUCUUCGUGCAGCACAACGUGCAGAAAGAGAACAAGCAACUGCUGAAGAAGUCCGUGGACGAGGAGUACCGGAACUGGGCGUCCAUGUCCAACGAAAAUGACAUCAUAGGACACUUCGGGACGGCGGGGACGCCCGGCACGCCGCCGUUGUUUUUGUGCUUACUGUUCAAGAUGAUCGUCGAAACGGAUACCAUCAGUCCGGUGGCUUACAAAAUCCUCGAACGCAUCGGCGCCCGCGCCCUGUCGGCCCACCUGCGCAAGCUGUGCGACUACCUCGUGUUCGAGGUGUCCAACUCCGGCGUCAGCGCGCACGUCAACAAGUGCGUCGACACCAUCAAUGACAUGAUCUGGAAGUACAACAUCAUCACGAUCGACCGGCUGGUGCUGUGUCUCUCGCUGCGAACCCUCGAAGGCAACGAAGCCCAGGUCAGCUUCUGCAUCAUUCAACUUCUUCUGCUAAAGACAUCGGAAUUCCGCAACCGUCUGCAGGAGUUUGUCAGCAUCAAUUCGCCGGAACACUGGAAGCAGAACAACUGGCACGAACGCCAUCUGGCGUUUCACCAGAAGUUCCCGGAGAAGUUCACCCCGGACGAAUCGGUUUCGCAUCCAUCUCUGCCGGUGUACUUUGGCAACGUGUGCUUGCGCUUCCUACCGGUGCUGGACAUUACAAUCCAUCGCUACCUGGAGGUACCGGCAGCGAUGAGCAAGACGUUGGAUGUUCUGCUGGAGCACUUGGGACCGCUGUACAAGUUCCACGACCGACCGAUCACCUAUCUGUACAACACGUUGCACUACUACGAGCGGAUGUUGCGCGAUAGGUCGUCGCUGAAGAAGCGAUUGGUUGGAACGGUCAUCGGUUCGCUGAAGGAUGUUCGUCCGGACAAUUGGGCCGUAACGGAGCAGUAUCAGUCGUACAUGUCCAAGAAGGAUGAAACGGUCAACUGGAUACCGGAUCUGAACUACUUCAUAUAUCUCGUUCGGCGGAUGCAGGACACCAUCGACGGAACGAACGUCUUCCCCGGAACGGACUGGCGCUUCAAUGAGUUCCCGAACCCUCCGGCCCACGCUCUGUACGUAACCUGCGUGGAGCUUCUAGGUCUACCGGUGGGGCCGCAGGGCGUUGCCAACAGUCUGAUCGAUGUGGUCGUGAAAGGGUACCCGGUAAUUCCGGCCCAGAGCGUCCACAGCUGGAUCAACACGAUCGGAUUGAUUAUGGCCGCCCUGCCGGAGUCCUACUGGGGAGUGAUCUACGAACGCUUGCGGGAGGUCAUCAGCUGCCCGCAGAUGGUGGAAUGGAUCCACCGGCAGAGUCCGUUCGAGCUGUUCAAUUUCAAAAUCGUCCGGGAAGCCAUGCUGGAGAAGAACUACGUGGUGAUCUUGGCGAUCGCGCAAAGCAUUCUGCAUCACAGCGGAAUCGGACAGAUCUCGACCGUUACCGAUUUCAUCAAGGAAAAGUUCAAACCCAUCAUCAAAACCGAGUACCAACUGAUCUACCUGUGUCACCUGGUUGGUCCAUUCCUGAACCGUCUCAGUACCGAGCGCCCCCGGGCCGUUUCCGACAUCACCCUAAUCCUGUACGAACUGCUCGAACAGGUUGACAAAGCGCAGGCUUCGGCACCGCUCAAGUACAUGGAUCCGAUCUGUGACCUGCUGUAUCACAUCAAGUACAUGUUCAUCGGUGACAUGAUGAAGUCCGAUCUGGAGGCGAUCAUCCGGCGAUUGCGGCCUGCACUGCAGAUGCGCCUUCGGUUCAUUACCAGGUUGAACGUCGAUGAGAUUGGGGUCGAUCAGCACAAUGUGGACACGGCGGGGCAGAACGGGUCUCAACAAGUCCAGCAGCAGCCUCAAGCCGCAGGCCAGCAAGGACAACCUGGCCAAUCGGCGGCUUCGCAACAACAACAACAACAACCACCGCAACAGCAACAAGUGCAACAACAACAGCAAGUGUAACAAUAGUAAC
Molecule: messenger RNA, 4262 nt
Organism: Ochlerotatus camptorhynchus
Lineage: Eukaryota; Metazoa; Arthropoda; Insecta; Diptera; Culicidae
Gene: MED23
Product: mediator complex subunit 23
Exons: 7
Coding region: 44-4252 (1402 amino acids)
Biological process (GO): positive regulation of gene expression; regulation of transcription by RNA polymerase II
Cellular component (GO): transcription regulator complex; mediator complex
Source: RefSeq, a predicted model, not a curated record